Messenger RNA from Monopterus albus (swamp eel), 6147 nucleotides. Its product is annotated as fibroblast growth factor 14-like. The transcript is spliced from 5 exons. Lineage: Eukaryota; Metazoa; Chordata; Actinopteri; Synbranchiformes; Synbranchidae. Gene Ontology annotation, molecular function: growth factor activity. The record is from RefSeq and is a predicted model, not a curated record. The coding region runs from base 269 to 1024 and encodes 251 amino acids.
ACGGACAGGUAAACCGCUGUACGGUUCAAAUUGAUGGCCGGGGGAAUAACGACAACAGAAAAUAUGCUGUAGCGUGACGUGGUGAGUUUUUUUUCUGACUUUAACGCUUUGUGGCUGAAGUAUGGGGCCGUUGUAGCCGGUGAAGCGGAGACUGGAGGUUUGUGUCUGGUUUUGUCUGCCCUCCGUCCCCACCGGUGGACAAAGCUGAAGAUACUGGAGACACCGACGGAGACAGGGCUGUUUUUGUGUCGGCUGUUUUGUCGGCGACAUGGCAGCGGCCAUCGCCAGCGGUUUGAUCCGGCAGAAGCGACAGGCGAGAGAGCAGCACCCCCACCGACCGACUGCCCACCGGCGGCGGAAGAGCCCCGGUAAGAAGCAGGGUCUGUGCAACGGAAACCUGGUCGACAUCUUCUCCAAAGUCCGGAUAUUUGGCUUAAAGAAGAGGAGGCUACGGAGACAAGAACCACAGCUGAAGGGCAUAGUGACCAGAUUGUUCUGCAGGCAAGGCUUCUAUCUCCAGAUGGGCCAGGAUGGAAGUCUGGACGGGACCAAAGACGACAGCACCAACUCCUCUCUGUUUAACUUAAUUCCUGUGGGUCUGAGAGUCGUGGCCAUCCAAUCAGUCAAGACUGGCCUCUACAUUGCCAUGAACGGAGAGGGUCAUCUCUACUCCUCGGAACUCUUUACACCGGAGUGCAAGUUUAAGGAGUCGGUAUUUGAGAACUACUAUGUGAUCUACAGCUCCAUGCUCUACAGACAGAAAGAGUCGGGCCGGGCCUGGUUUCUGGGCCUCAAUAAAGAGGGACAGGUCAUGAAGGGCAACAGAGUCAAAAAGACCAAACCAGCUGCACACUUCCUACCUAAACCUAUAGAAGUUGCGAUGUACCGAGAGCCUUCAUUGCAUGAUGUAGGGGAGGCGGUGCCUAAACUCGCCGGGGGCCCACCUUCCAAAAGCACAACCAGCGAACCAGUGGUCAUGAAUGGUGGAAAACCAGUCAGCAAACCCGACAAGGAGGAGACAUAACCCUGCCCACCCUUUUACCCUCCCCUAGCUGACCAGAGGCCAGGAAAUGCCAGAGACUCGUCCCACUGCUGCACGCUCAAAAAACAAAACUACAAUAAAAGGUAACAAAAGAAACCAAGUUCUGACUGGUGAGUGGUGGGGCCGCACACCUCACCUCUCUUCCUACCAGACGGAACAGGUGUUGUGGGGCAGGGACAGAGGGACAUAGCACUGCAGCUGGUGGUGGGGGAAGAGGACAAAGAAGACGGGCAAGUGCCACCCAAAUAUUUUGGGACUGGGACAGUGGCGUAUCCUCAUAUGGGAGACAAAAUGACUUAAAAAUAUAAACAAAACAAAUGAACUGAAAAAAGUCAUCUUCGCCGGUAUUUUUCUGUGACAAUCUGUAGGACUGAGGCCCUGUUUUCCCUCUCCUGUUGCCAGGUACGCUUGCUCGCUGGUGGCUUCAGACACACAUACGCACACAACUCCCACCCAAAAUUGAACACUAGGAUUUGAUCUUUUGAGUAAAUAAAGAACAGAUUAAAAACAUCAGCAAACAGAACACUUUAAACAACAAACCCUGAUGGUUUAGAGGAUGCUUAGUCAUCGCUCAAUUAAGAUUUGGCACUGGGCAUUCUGUACUUAAAAUGACAUGUUCUGCAUUACAUACUGUACAAGGCAAAUGCCAGUUGACCUGUCUCUUAUUUUGAUCACAUAUAUUUGUUGUAAAGAGAGAGUUCUUACUUAACUCCACGUAGCUUAAGGCAUGUUUGCUUUUGCAGUAUUCUUUUUUUAUCUGUUAGGUGGUUUCCUGUCCAGCAAACACAAAGCACUAGUGAUUAUCGAGCUACAUUGUUGUACAGACACAAAAGAGAUUUUAGUUUCUACCUCUGUGUGUCUUUUUUUCUGUUUUCUUUUUAGUCGAAUGGAUGGUUUUGGAUUGAGUUUGCUUAAAUCAAUGUAUAGCUGAGUGCUGAAACCAGAAUGAUUUACACAGACACCCUGUUUGUACUGUAGCAACAUGGAGUUUAUAGGAGGCAUGCUGCUGUCCAAGCAGCAUGGUAGCAGUCAGUGUUUACACGGAGUAGCAGAUAUUGUAGAAUGAGGUUUAACUGAGGGAGAGCCAAACCUCAAAACCAGUCUGAUGGCAUUCUCAGUCAUGAGGGGCCUGGAAGUACUUGCGAUUUCUGUUACCUUCCCAAGUACAUGAAAGUAAAGUUAGGGUAACAGUAAACAGGGUAAAUCAUGUUAAAGCCACUAUGUGUAGAAUUUGGACAUUUCUGACUUUAAAAAGACAUGGAUGUAGACGCACACGCCCACUUGGACCCAGUCUGAUCAGGCCUGGUGAGGUCCUGCUCUAUUACUGCAAGUGUUCAAAUCCUUUACUAAAGUUAAAGUACUAAUACCACAGUGGAAAAAUAUGACCCAACAUGCAAAGGGCCUUCAUUCAAAAUCCUACUUAAUAAAGGUAGAAAAAUUCUAUCAUCAAACUUGUUCUGCAGAAAAAUGGCUCCUCUCAGUGUUACACUGUUAUUACAAUUUUAGAUUACUACAGGUGUAGUGGAGCUUAUUUAACUACAUUGCUUGAUUGCUAGUACAGUGGUUCUUGAUCAGCUGAUCCGUCUGAUUGAUGAGGAAGGAAAGAAAAUGAGUCAUUUUCCAAACUUUUCUCUUAAUUAUUUCUGUUUGCUGAAGGCCAACAACUGACACAUGACAAGGGAACCACUGGUUUAAUCGUUAACAGCGCUUUUAUACAAGGUUAUAAUGUUUUUUAUGUAAACUCUGAAAAGCAACUACUAAGUUUAGCUGUGAAAUAAAUGUAAAAAAGAAUAAAGAGUAUAAUAUUUUUCUCUGAAUUAAAAUGUGUAAACAGUUAAAACUACUAAAUAUGUCAAAACUGAGUCCUUGAGUACAUAUAUUGUAUGUAGCUGCAGAUCUGAGUGUCAGUAUUUUUAAGAUCCGAGUGGAUAUGAGCAGGAUGACUGUCAGCUCCACUCACGUGCACAUUCCAUGCAGGAGAAACUUUAAUUUUUUCACCAAAGAUUGAGAGUGUUUAUAUUAGUUUACUUCAUUUAUUUGUCAAGAACCAUGUAAAAAGACACAUUAAUCUCACAUAAAGAUAAAAGAUGUGUUGCAGAUUUGCUAGGUGAUUUGUGUAAAGUCCACCAAAAAUUAGAAUUACACAUAGUGGCUUUAAAUUAGCAUGCACAGUAAAAUCAGUUGCGGUUACUUCAAAAGUAUUAUGAAUGUGGUUUCUGUAGAAAGUAGCCACCAAAAACAAACUGCACAGAUUGAUUACGGUGUUACACGAAACUGUCAUCAAAUGAAAUCACUGCAAAAUGGGUUUGCGUGAAACGUGGAUAACUGCAAGGCAGAAAAUUAAAUGUAAUUAUACCAAAUAGAUUCCCAUGCUUCACCCUCUCACUGUGACAGUCAACAUGGCACCAAUCUGUUCUGGACUCGAGUCCUGUUCGGCACCUUUCUGUAUAAUCAUACAUUGUCAGCAAGACUAUAUGGCAGUUAACUCCUCAAAGGUUACAGCAGCAGUUGGUCAUACAGUAUCGCUGAGGAGGUAUUAAUGCUGUGAUCCCACACUUCAUAUUAGUGUCAGUGAAAAUGAGGCAGAAUAUGAAUAUAUUUAUUAUUAGAUAGAAACUGUGCAAUCUUCUUUCUUUGAAUCCCUUUUUUGGCCAAAAUGACCACUUUGCAUUUUAAUCAAAUCUUUGCUGAAGUCAAAUGACCACAAAGAAACAACCACCCGACAAAAAUCAAGUCUGUACGGUCAAUCCUCAUACCUGUUCCGACAUGAAACAAGCACUAAAUCAGCUGCAUCCCCAGCCUCAGCAACAGGUGCUGUGUGUGUCUGAGUUGUACGGAGGAUGCAGUCUGCUACUGAAAAGAGACUGAAAAUUCUUGACAGUUCACAGUGUUUCUAAUUGGCAUAUCUCACAUACACCACCUCCUCCUCUGAUUUCAUUAGCUGUUACUGGCCUUUGUGUUCAAAUAUGUGUGGCUGACUAGCUCACAUUACAUAAACUCAUUCAGUUUGUUGUUCCCAGUUACAAAAAGCACUUUAUUUAAGCCAAAAUGUAAACCAAGUAUGUGUGAAAAACAGAUUCAAAAGAUCAGAAUUUAGCAUUUUAAUUUUCUGUGUCACCAAAUUGUAACCUUGAUACUGAAAAUCUGCAAUUAGUAAGUGUAUUACUGCUGUCAGAGCAUCAGAAAGUGUUAGGUUGUUCUGUAGAUUCUUACAAUGUGAGUGCCUCUCAUCCCCAGCCAAGCUCAAGAUAGGAGAUCUCUGCUAAAUGCUCAGCCCUCCUCAGUCCCAACAGGGUUGACCCAAGAUUUCCAAAAUCUUAAAGUCAUGAUGCUUGACUUCAGUGGGAUGGUGGUGCUGAUGAGGAAGACUUUGUUUGACCGGUGUUGUGCUUGUCUCACGUCAAAGAAAUGUGGAUGUAACGUUUAUUGUUGUGUCACACUAGGGUUACUAUCAAAAAUGUUAAAAAAAAGAAAAAAAGGAAAGACAAAACCCUGACAAUCAGGUCUGUAAACUUCCUUUUUAUUUUUUAAAGUGUUCUGUGUUCUCUCCUCUGCCUGUGUCUGUGCAGAACUUUUCAACAAAGCCAUUUUAAUGACAGUAUGGAGGCUGAUGUUUGUGUUCAUUAGAAGGUUCAAUGGGAAGCAGGGGGAUAUUUACUAAGAUUUUGCGGAUCACUUUUUGGCAUUAAACAGUGUUCAUAUUUACUGUCUGCUUUCAGAUUGAGUGCGGUAAAACUCCCUGCUGUGUUUUGGUCAGUGGUGUGAGGGGUUUCAGAGGGGAUUGUUUUAGGCGUGUAUGAUACAGCCAUGUCGUGAUGAGUCGACAUGAGUGGCUUCAUUCAUGUUUCCAGCCCAUGAGGUUCCACUGUGUUUCGGUUAACAAUGCAGCGAACGUAGCCUACGCUACCAGUGUGUCUGCACUGAUAGAUAAAAACCACAGUUUAUCAUCCAGUACCCUAAGUAAUGAAAGUGCAUGACAUGUCAUUAUAGAGCACUAACUGUGGCCCAGAUUCAAGAAUGAAUAGCUGUGAAUCUCAUGGUAACAAAGUAAACAAAAGAGGCUUCUACCCUGACCAUCCCCCAUAUGUGAUUGGUCAGCGCAGCACCUUUGCUGGAUGAUGUCACCGUCCAUUGUGGCAAAAGUUGAACCAGACUCAGCAAAAUAAGGGAAGAGAGAAUGGAAAUUUAUACAAAUACUUUCAGCACCUGAUUUACCACUGCUGUGACAGAGGGAACUACAGCUGAAAUGUUUGCAUCACUCGCCAGAGGAGGAUGUUAGGGACCUUUACAAGCUUUCAGGUCAAACCAGGAGACUGCAUGAGUGCAGUUCCAAAAUAUGUGUGUUGAUUUCUUCAACCACAUUAAAGUUCAGUCAGUAUAGACCGACACUUUCUUCUGUGCGUCCUCUCGGUCCACACAUGCACAACAGCCUACAGGAAGCAGGUCCUAAGCAGAGGUGUAUUCAAAUUAACGCUGCAUAUUAAUUAAUACUCUGCUAAAUUGAAAAAUUGCGGUGCCACAAUAUUUUGCGCACCUGACGAUGUUUUGCUACUGGCUUAAUAAAUAUCCCCCCAAGACUCCAGGACAGCAACUGCUACUCACUGAAUGAUUAUCAACCAGCUAAUUUGUCCUACACUGUGGGAGGAGGAGUGAGAUUAACUUAGCAAAGGAACCGAGCCAUCCUGUGUUUAGCAAGGCCUAGCUUGUUGGGUUAGCACAGGGGUUCACAUCCUGUGAUAGCAGCUGUUGGAGAUCUGUGACACAUGACAGUUGAAGCCAGAGAAAAAUGCCCUGCUUUCCUGGAUGCUGACCACAGACACUGCUACAGCAGUGUUCCACAGCUCCUGGUCCAAACAACAAAGGCACAAUUACUGUCAGCAUCUCCUGAGAGAUUCCCCUCCACCAGUGGUUACAGGUGCCAAGGCUACAAUUAUGAGAUAUCUAACAGCAGGUUGCACACUGGAAGAGAGUGGCUGAUUUAAUUAGAAGUGAGCAGUCACUACAACCUGUUCUAAUUUUAAUUUCCACAUGCAAGUACCACUCAUGUUCUCAUGGCGGGUACACAUGUAGCCAUCUUACUUUGUCCUGUGUGAACUGCAGCUGUG